Blumeria graminis f. sp. triticale is the source of this 2718-nucleotide messenger RNA. The record is from the annotation of a GenBank genome assembly. NCBI's taxonomy places the organism in Eukaryota, Fungi, Ascomycota, Leotiomycetes, Helotiales, Erysiphaceae.
AUGUAUUCUGCGCAAAAUAACGCGCGAUAUUCCUCGACAGAGUCUUCAGGUGAAGACGAAGACUUUCUAUAUCCCUUAACCAACGUUAAUUCGGAAGAUAUUUCAAACGUGAAUCCUCGCAAAAGAAGACGAAAGGAAAGAAAUCCUAAAGAAAGUUCUGCUUUGGGUAUUUUCGGUAGCGAUAGCGAGGAUGCAGAACCAUCAAAGAGAUGGAAAAACAAGAUGAAUCUAAGAAGAAAAGGAGUUAAUUUCGUCCAAACAACCAACAUAAACGAUGCUGACGAACAAAGAGACCACGAAGACUCUGACAUUAACGCAACUGAUAUUGAAAAGAGGCAUGCAUCAUUAUCGCUUGGGCCAGGAUUGGGUCUAGGCCAUAAUUCUGAUGAAUGGUUCAAUAAUUCCGAUAAUUUAAAUCUAUCCAACCUGUCUAAAGAUAGGUUCACUUUAUCUACAUCUGAUACUGUUCAUGUCAGGCAAAAAAUGAUGGCUUCAACUAAAGCUAGUCCUAGUGCCUUUUCUACCAAUACCUCAAAAGGUGGAUCACAUAUCACGAACGCGCAAACAAGAAUUAACAAAAGUUCAUUUGCUGCAAGAAUGAUGGAAAAGAUGGGAUAUAAAGAAGGCCAAGGGCUUGGAAAAGAAGGGCAGGGUCGGAAUCGCAUAAUUGAAGUAACAAUCCGGCCGCAAGGUGCUGGUCUCGGUGCUGUCAAGGAAAAGUCAAACCAAGAGAUUUUGGAGGAAAAACGACAAGCAAACGUUAGGGGAGAAUCGUGUGUCGAGACAAAUGACGAACAAUUUAAUGCAUCAAACGAUUUGAAAGCAACAACCCAACUCUACAGAAACGAAAAUAAACCAAGCUCAUCUAGAAAAAAUCUUGGCCCUAAGUUUUUGACCUUGGAUGAGGUACAAAAAGCGGCACCUGGGCUGAUAAUUCCAGAAUCUCUAGUCACAAUCCUCGAUAUGACUGUACCAGGUACGAAGUUGUUAUCUUCCACUUCCGGUAUUUUGACGGAUAGUUUGAAGACACAUAGGAACGAGAAUUCAGAAACUUUGGAACAAGUCGAGGUGAGAAAAAUACUACGUCGCGCACAGUACGAUCUAUCUGCCUAUGUAGAGGAGUGGAAGAAUUUACAAGAUCGUAAAGCCUAUGUGCAGAUGACCAUAGCCCAGCAGCAGCAAGAAAUUGAGCAGGGACUACAGCAAAUUUCUCAACUAAAAUUUUUAGCGGAAAAAUCUCAGCAAAUCUCUCAAGCCAUGAAUAAUAUUGAACUUGAUUCUGUAAUCGAGUUGCUCGAAAACGCCGAAUUUUCAAAAAAUAGCCAAACGUCAACAGAGAAAGAGGAGCUAUUAGAGGUAACAGUUGCUGUAAUUCAUCCAUAUCUUCGUCGUGCAGCAGACAAUUGGAAACCUCUCGAGGAUCCAACACUUGGAGGGAUAGUUUCACGACUAGCUAAGAUUCGAGAAAUUCUUGGCACAGUGUCUAACGAAGAUGACCCAGUUUGCCUUCAAAACUAUACAAUAAGCAACAAAAAUAAUAUUACGUAUUCAAAGAAAAGUACUGUGCAUGAAAGUAUGAUGUACAAGAUAAUAUUUCCAAAGAUUAUUUCUGCUAUCAAUAGCGAAUGGGAUGUAUACGAUUCAACAACUCUUCAGUCUCUAAUUGAAGUAUGGAAAGAUCUUCUUCCUUCUUUUGUACGAAAACAAAUUUUUGACCAGGCUAUCAUUGGGAAACUUAAUGUAGCCUUGUCAAGUUGGAACCCUAAGAAAAAAACUCACAAACUUCCACAUCUUUGGUUGUUCCCCUGGCUUCCCUACUUACCAGUACAUCAUUCUGACCCAAAAAGCUCAACAGGCUUAGUAAAUGAUGUUUGGCGAAAACUACGUCGAUCUAUUGAUUCUUGGGAUUUUCGUAAAGGAAUACUGCCUGGUCUUGAACAGUGGCGUGAGGUAUUCUUUACAAAUGACAAAAAUGAUAAUUGGACUUUUCUUAUCGUCAAUCAUGUUUUACCAAGUAUGUCGAGGUUUCUGGGAAACGAGAAAAAUUUUAUCGUCGAUCCUAACGACCAAUCACCAUACAUGACAAGCCUCCAGGGAGUCUUUGCCUGGCAGAAAAUCAUUAAAUCGAAGACGCUUGCUCAGAUUUUUGCAGACACCAUUUUUCCUCUGUGGCAUAGAGUACUCUAUCGAUGGCUCACGCUUGUUGGUCCUAACGAAGAAAUUGGCCAAUGGUUUGAGUGGUGGAGAGAUGACGUAUUUCCAGAAGGAAUUAAAACCCAAAAAUCCAUUCAGGACGAAUUUAAUAAGGGCCAUAAUAUGAUUACCCAAGCUCUCGAUCUUGGUACCGAAGUAGCCGCACGUCUACCCGCCCCAUCAUUGAAGAUACCAUUUGCAAUUGUGCCACCGACAAUUUCGACCAUCAAUCAUCAAAAGUCACAACAGAUUUCAUUUCGACAAAUAGUUGAAGACUGGUGUGCUGAAAAUGACUUACAAUUUUUGCCUGAAAAGAAAGCACUUCACUCUUCUGGACCACUCCAUCGUAUAACGGCAGCAAGAAACGGGAAAAAUGGUGUCUUAGUUUUCUUGAAAGGUGAUUUAGUCUACGCUAUCUCGAAAAGGGAAUCAAGAAAUAUAGAAAUAAAAAUUGAUUGGGAAUGCACUGAAGCCAAGGACAUUCUACUAGGCCUAGCUUGGCAUAACGUCAAAUCUACCGGAUGA